UAUGGAUAUUGCCAUACAGCACCCUUGGUUCAGACGUGCCCUGGGCUCCGUCUACCCGGCUCGCCUCUUUGACCAGUUCUUUGGAGAGGGAAUGUUUGACUACGAUUUCUUUCCCUACACCACCUCCACCAUCAGCCCCUACUACAGACAGUCGCUGUUCCGCAGCUUUCUGGAUUCUUCCAACUCCGGCACCUCAGAGGUGAGGUCUGACAGAGACAAGUUUACAGUCCACCUGGACGUCAAGCAUUUCUCUCCUGAUGAGCUCAGCGUGAAGAUCACUGGCGACAACGUGGAGAUCCAGGGCAAGCAUGCUGAAAGACAGGAUGACCACGGUUACAUCGCUCGUCAGUUUCAUCGCCGCUACCGCAUCCCCUCCAGCGUUGACCAAUCAGCAAUCACCUGCACCCUGUCAACUGAUGGUCUGCUGACUCUGACAGGGCCAAAGGUCACCGGAGGGAGUGACUUUGGCCGCAGCGAGCACAGCAUCCCUGUUUCUCGUGAUGACAAACCCAACGCUGUUGGGUCAUCUUAG
This is a messenger RNA of Pungitius pungitius (ninespine stickleback), 532 nucleotides long. It is a transcript of the gene cryaa, whose product is annotated as crystallin, alpha A. Gene Ontology annotation, biological process: response to heat; lens development in camera-type eye; protein refolding. Lineage: Eukaryota; Metazoa; Chordata; Actinopteri; Perciformes; Gasterosteidae. The transcript is spliced from 3 exons. Gene Ontology annotation, molecular function: structural constituent of eye lens. The record is from RefSeq and is a predicted model, not a curated record. The coding region runs from base 2 to 532 and encodes 176 amino acids. Gene Ontology annotation, cellular component: cytoplasm; nucleus.